Messenger RNA from Spodoptera litura, 1742 nucleotides. RefSeq names its product alanine aminotransferase 1-like. Lineage: Eukaryota; Metazoa; Arthropoda; Insecta; Lepidoptera; Noctuidae. Gene Ontology annotation, biological process: biosynthetic process. The record is from RefSeq and is a predicted model, not a curated record. Gene Ontology annotation, molecular function: pyridoxal phosphate binding; transaminase activity.
GUAUAUCCAUCGUUCAUUCAAACAUCUCCGUGCACAGGUCCUCGCUUGCGUGUCGGAUCCAGACCUGCUGGAGUCCGGCCAAUACCCGUCCGACGUGAAAGAGAGGGCCAAAUCGAUACUGGCUGCUUGCGGUGGCCAGUCAGUGGGCUCGUACACAAUGUCGCACGGUAUCGAGCUGAUCCGGCGCCACGUGGCGGAGUACAUCGAGCGCCGGGAUGGACACAAGGCCAACUGGCAGGACAUCUGCCUCACCGGCGGAGCUUCCAACGGCAUCAAGAACUGUCUGCAGCUACUCUGCAACAAAGUCGACGGCAAGGACACGGCGGUGUUGAUCCCGAUCCCCCAGUACCCGCUGUACUCGGCGUCGCUGGCGGAGUACGGACUGGGCCAGGUCGGGUACUACCUCGACGAGGACCACAACUGGGCGCUCGACAUCAACGAACUCGAGCGCGCCUUCCUCGAGGGAAGCAAAACCCACGCCGUGCGCGCCAUCGUCGUCAUCAACCCCGGCAACCCCACAGGGCAGGUGCUGACCCGCAAUAAUAUCGAGGAUAUAAUAAAGUUCGCCCAGAAGCACGGUCUGUUCGUGUUCGCGGACGAGGUUUACCAGGACAACGUGUACGACAAGGACAGCAAAUUCUUCUCCUUCAAGAAGGUGAUGACGGAGUUGGGCGCGCCGUACGACUCCAUCGAGCUGGCGUCGUUCAUGUCGAUCAGCAAGGGGUACGUGGGCGAGUGCGGGCUGCGCGGCGGCUGGAUGGAGCUGUGCGGGCUGCAGGCCGGCGUGCAGGCGCACCUGUACAAGGCCAUCUCCGCCAUGCUGUGCCCCACCACGCUCGGACAGACCGCCGUCGACUGCGUCGCGCGGACCCCGAUGCCAGGCGAGCCUUCAUACGAGCUCUGGAACAAGGAGAAGACGGCAGUACUGGAGUCUCUGAAACAACGAGCCAAGAUGAUCGUCGACACAUUCAACAGCAUGGAGGGCUUCUCUUGUAACGUAGUGCAGGGCGCGAUGUACGCGUUCCCCCGCAUCGAGCUGCCCCCGCGGGCCAUCGCCGCGGCGCGCGCUGACAACAAGCUGCCUGACGUCUUCUACGCGUUCAAACUGCUCGAGGAAACUGGUAUCUGCGUGGUCCCUGGUUCUGGUUUCGGCCAACGUCCCGGUACGUUCCACUUCCGCACCACCAUACUGCCACAACCCAAGCAGUUGCAGGAAAUGCUGGACAUCUUCAAGGACUUCCACCAGAAGUUCACUAAGGAAUACUCGUAAACUCACACACCAGCCACGACUGAACUACUGCUUGUAGCUGCGAACUGGACCUCUACUAAUAUAUUACUCGUGACAUGUAUAGACCUCACUAUAUUAUGUAUAGUCGUCGUCGGUACACGUACACCUCACUUGCUCAAAACUGCAUAUUAAAGAACACUAAACAAAAAUAACCGCUUGACUUUUUUUCUACAACAGUGCAGCUAUUGUCUUAUUGAAUUAAAUUAUAAGAUGGUCAUUUUAAUCACUGAAAAAUCUAUUAAAUUUUUGCAGCUUCAAACAUGCAAUAUCUGUCAGUCUGUGCAAAUAUAGGACUAGUUCCUUCUCUAUAGGUCAAUAUUAACAUUUGUAUGAAUUAUGUAAGUUAUCUGUACGUCGCCUCGUAGUCGACAAUAAUGCAUGCAGUUUGCGAUUUAAUUGUAUUUACAAGCUCACCCUGAGAUUACGCUGACAUCAUAUUUUUUUCUACGUUUUU